Molecule: messenger RNA, 2736 nt
Organism: Neocloeon triangulifer
Lineage: Eukaryota; Metazoa; Arthropoda; Insecta; Ephemeroptera; Baetidae
Gene: Fatp1
Product: long-chain fatty acid transport protein 4
Exons: 12
Coding region: 142-2274 (710 amino acids)
Biological process (GO): triglyceride homeostasis
Cellular component (GO): endoplasmic reticulum
Molecular function (GO): long-chain fatty acid-CoA ligase activity; long-chain fatty acid transmembrane transporter activity
Source: RefSeq, a predicted model, not a curated record
UCGUACAUAUGAAGUCAGUCUGAAUUAAGUCGAGCGCGGCGCGACACACAUUUAGCGUUCUCCGCGAGCGGCGCUUAUUAUUGUGAUAAUAAUUAUGCCCUCGCAUUAGAAGCCGCCGACCCAGUCACGACCUCCGGUGCAAUGAGUAAAGUUGCAAGCAAUAACAACAAAAAAGAAGAUUCAGACCUUCAGGAGGUGGACCUCGAGAUCGGCGAGCAGCGCCGCGGCAAGGGCGCCAACGGAAGCAGCAGCGACCCCUCCUCCUCUAGCAGAGCUGGACACUCGCUGGCCUCCAAGGUGCAGUUGCGACGGUCGCUGCAGAACUGGGCGGCCAUGGCAGCCCUGGCUGGCAUCAUCGGCGCCCUGGCCGUCGCCGUGGCCCUCGUGCUCGGAUGGCUCUUCGUGCUGCAGCUGGCCAUCGUGGCCGGCGUCGCGUGGUUCGUGGCCGCCGGUGGCCUCAAGUGGGCGUACGUGGCCAUCCGGACGGCGCCCAGGGACAUGACGGCUCUGUUCCUUUAUCUGAGGCUGAAAAUGGAAAUGAGGAGUCACGCAAAGGCUAACCGAAGCGUGGCCGACAUCUUCAACCAGCAGGUGCUCAAACACCCCAACAAAGUGUGCUUAGUCUUCGAGGAUCAGAAAUGGACUUUCAAACAGGUGGAAGAUUACAGCAUAAAGAUAAGCAAAUUGCUCGUUGCGAGGGGCUAUAAACACGGCGAUGUCGUCGCCAUCCUGGCCAACAACCGUCCCGAGUAUGUCGCCCUGUGGCUCGGCAUGUGCAGAAUCGGCGUGAUCGCCGCCCUCAUCAAUACCAACCUCCGCAAGCAGGUUCUGAAGCACUCCAUCGGCAUCUCAAACGCCAAGGCGCUCAUCUACUCGUCUGAUUUUGCUGAAGCUCUUGCCGAUUUGGGAAGCGACGGGCUGCCCCGUGGAAUUUCCUUGAUUCGAAUGGACCCCAUCAAGGGUCCUCGACUUGGCGAAGUUGAGCUUGAGGAGCUGAUGGCCGAACACGAGCCAACUCUGCCACUCUCGUUGCCCGAUGGACACAAAAAGGCCGGAUUCCAGGACCCCCUAGUCUACAUUUACACGUCGGGCACCACUGGAAUGCCCAAGGCUGCUAUCAUUACACAUUCGAGAUUUAUUUUCAUGGUUGGUGGAAUCCAUUGGUUGGCCGGCGUCACCUCUAACGACCGUCUCUAUGUAACCCUGCCCUUGUACCACACCGCAGGAGGAGUGACUGCGAUUGGCCAGGCGUUGGUUUACGGCAGCUCCGUGGCAAUCAGGGGAAAAUUUUCCGCCUCUGCCUACUUCAAGGACUGUGCAAAAUACGAGUGCACUGUUGGCCAGUAUAUUGGAGAAAUGUGUCGUUACUUGCUGGCCGUCCCGCCUAGCCCUCAAGACACGACCCACCCCGUUAGAAUGAUGUACGGAAAUGGUCUUCGACCUCAAAUUUGGAUUCCUUUCACCGAGAGGUUCAACAUUGCAAGGAUUUCUGAAUUCUACGGAGCUACUGAAGGAAACGCCAAUAUAAUCAAUCCUGACAACACCGUAGGCGCAAUUGGUUUUGUGUCCCGCAUCAUACCGUCUGUCUACCCUAUUUCCAUCAUCAGAGUGGACCCGGAAACUGGAGACGUCAUUCGUGACGCUCAAGGACUCUGCAUUCCCUGCAAGCCAGGUGAACCUGGAGUUUUUAUUGGCAAAAUUGUGCCUAAUGAUCCAAUUCGAGCUUUUCUUGGCUACGUCGACAAAAGCGCGUCUGAAAAGAAAAUCGUCAGGGAUGUUUUCAAACUUGGAGACUCUGCUUUCCUCUCUGGCGAUAUUCUAGAAAUGGACGAGUUUGGUUAUCUUUCUUUUAAAGAUAGGACAGGAGACACCUAUAGAUGGAAGGGUGAGAAUGUGUCCACGUCUGAAGUCGAAGCCGUUAUCAGCAACCUCGUCAGCUACAGAGACGCCAUUGCUUAUGGAGUUGAAGUUCCCGGAGCCGAGGGAAGAGCAGGAAUGGUUGCUAUUCACCAAGGAAAAGAUGCACCAAUUGAUUUGGAAAAGUUUGCUGAAGGGUUGAAAGCGUCCCUCCCUAGUUAUGCUAGACCCAUAUUUGUGCGACUUUUAUCCGAAUUGGACUUAACAGGAACCUUUAAAUUGAAGAAAACUGAUCUGCAAAAAGAAGGAUUUGAGCCGAAAAAAGAUCCUGUCUAUUACUUGGCCAGUAGCGGAAAGUAUGAAUUAAUUACUGAUGAGGUGUAUGAACAAAUCAACAUGGGCAAAGUUCGUUUGUAAAAAAUGGUUAUGACAAACAAGAGACUGCUCCAUAUUCAGGAAUAGUGAUCUGGUUCCCAUGCCCCAUCGAGUGCGACUCCACAUCGAAUUUCAGUUAAGGAAUAUACAAAGUUCAGCAUUUUAGAAAUUUUACGCAUUUGAUUCCACCACAAGUUCACUUCUAAAGAGUUGAUGUUAGUAACUGCACACGAAUUUGUUAAUGAGUAAUAUGAAGAAGAUCUGAAGUACUUAAAACAUAAACUGAGGGCUUUGAACAAAUGGAAUGGUGAUAUAUUGUUGUUAGCUAUUAACAAAAUAUUGCAUAUUAUAGUAUGCAGUGCAUUUGUAAAUAUUUUUAAAUGCCUCUCUUGACCUGUGACUUAUUUUUUAUGUUAUAAAUUGUUUUCAAUGGUUUAUUGUAAUUGUUUUGUUACAUUGUAUGCUCAAUAAAUUUUAAACACCUUCAAAUUUACAGAUCAAUAA